UAGUAUCAGGAGGAAGAAGGAAGACAAGACAGGUUGGAACCUUAGAGGAGGAACCCUUGUCUCAUCAGACCGUGAGGAGGAAGAUUGAAGGCCAGGAAACCCUGCAUGAACUAGUGAGGAGGAGAGCAUCAUCAGUGGCCUCAUGGACUCCCAGACAACUAUAAAGGGAAUGGUUCCAGCCUUUCCCCAGUCAGGUCCCACUUCCUUACCUCAGGAUCCAGGGAAGGGAUUUAUGCCAUUUUUUCGAUCAAAAGCACACCUGCAGGCGUUCUUGAAAGGGGAGCCCAAAGUGCUGGGGACUGUCCAGAUCAUGAUUGCUCUAGUGAACUUCACCUUAGGAAUGGUUUUCAUUUUGACUCCUCAGGAUAUUUAUCAUUACAGGAGAAAUUUUCUGCUUCACACUGGCUACCUAUUCUGGGGACCAAUAUUUUUCCUCAUCUCUGGUGUCCUCUCUAUUGUUGCAGAGAACAAAACCACAAAUGCACUGGUCCAAACCAGCCUGGCAAUGAAUGCUCUAAGUUCGGUAGCUGCAGUACUGGGAAUCAUCUUUCUCCCAUUCAACUUGACAUAUAUGCGGAUCUCCUAUUAUUUUUGUCCUAGUUCAGUUGUCUCUAAAUCCUGUUUCGGGGGCAUAAUGCUAUCUGUGGGAAUCAAUGGGAUUCUGCUGAUCCUAACUAUUUUGGAACUUGCCAUCUCCCUUACAGUUUCAAGCUUUGCCUGCAAAGCCACCUGCUGUAAUGCGAGUGGGGUCACCAUUGUCAUGUCUUCUCCACCCCAAGCAUCACAGAACCCUGAGGACAGACAAGACUUCAAAGUAUAGUUGCUUCUACUCCUGCAGUGCCUGCGAGCCAUUAUGUUUCAUACAAAACACAUGUCCUGUUCCCAGGAAAGACUUCUUCCAUUACUGGCUGUUUCUCAACAAAACAGAGUAAAUUUCUUGGAAUUCUUAAGCAAUUGUCUCCAGCUUUGGCCAGGGUCUAAUCACAUUUGCUUCCUCAUUUCCCACAACAACUCUGAUUAUCUCAAUAUUUGCUCACAACACUAACAGGAAAAAAUGUCAGUAAAUCAUAUUUUUUUUUUGCUGAACACCAAGGCUAGCCUGUCUGAGACUGUGGCUAUUGGGAAAUAAGGUAGGAUAAGGGAAGAAGAAAUGGAGAUGGGGGGCACAAAAAUAGGUCCUCUCCCAUGAAGGAAGAUUUUCGACUUUUGGAAUGUUUUCCUGCUUUUCCCUGAUGAUUUACUGUGAUUCUACCUCCAUUAGUCUAGGUUCCAUCAUCUUGGCUCUUUGACCUCUUGGCCAAUGAAGAAAAUACCUCUUUUCUACCUUGUUUUCCUAUGGGUGAGACAUUUUUAGGAGAACUUACACUGAUCUCAAAGAUUCUUCAUUUUUUUUUUUGUCCCCACAGUUGCCCGCAAAAUCAGAAACGGUUUCACAACUACCCCUUCUCCCUACCACCAUUCUCCUUUGAAGGUUCCUCAGUUCAGUAUGUUGUAAAAAACAAACAAAACCAAAAAUGGACCCCUUUGGAUUGGGAGUUACAAGAGCUGUUGAUGCAGAUCCUAACUCUGCACUUAUGAAGCCAUAGCCUUACCUUUUCUGAACUUCAGUUUGUUUGAUAAAGAAAAACCCAAAUCUUUUAGCAGAUGACAGAGUUUCUGACCAGGAGUUAAUUUCUAUGUCUGUUUUCUUUGAAGAUUUGGUGACUCUGGAGUGUAAAGUCAGUCCCUGAGAUCUCUUCACAAUGGAACCUGCAGCCACCAAUCAGAAGCCCAAUCCUAGGUGUGCCUUUAAAAGUUUAUAAUCCACUAAAAGAGUUGGGGAAAUCACACAAUUGAUAAGAGUUUAAGGCUAAAUGUACAUUUAGUUCUCCCUUACUCCAGCUCACACACUGCACGUAGUUCUACCUCAUUGACAUUUGGCACUCCCAGGUUUACAAAACCCUUGACAUAGACCAUGUCAUGACCAGUAUUCUAGUCAAAGCUUUUCUGAAUACAUUAGGGUUCAAAUGGUAUCUUUCAGUGGAAAAUUGACAUCAUGGGACCUGGAAAUAAGACCUCUGACUUUUAAUCACUAAGAGAACCUUGAAAAAUUACUCAACAUCUUUAGGAACCAUUUUCCUUACAUAUAAAAUGAAGGCAAUUUAAUUAAAUAACCUCGUUUACAUUCUACGUUCUAGGGAAAUAAAUAGCAUGUGUUCUAAUAUUCCUUCACCAUUACUAAAGCUGCAUCAUUUCUCAUAUGAAUUAAUCCCUCAUCUCUGAGCCCCUACUCCAGUUUAAGAAAUAUUUGUUACAUAAAUAAGGGAAAACUCUUUUCCCAUGGACUUUUGCUUAUGUCUUUUGGUAUAAACUGUUAUCUUUCCUCAAUAAUUUUAUACAAUUUAGCAACUAUGAAACAAAUAAUAAAAAUGUUCAAAAUGAUUGAAAA
Molecule: messenger RNA, 2428 nt
Organism: Antechinus flavipes (yellow-footed antechinus)
Lineage: Eukaryota; Metazoa; Chordata; Mammalia; Dasyuromorphia; Dasyuridae
Product: membrane-spanning 4-domains subfamily A member 4A-like
Exons: 7
Coding region: 143-820 (225 amino acids)
Cellular component (GO): membrane
Source: RefSeq, a predicted model, not a curated record